AUGAAUUAUACAAGUUCUCUCUUAGCUCUUCAGCUUUGCAUCAUUUUGGGGUCUUCUGGCUGUUUUGGCCAGGCCACCGUUUUGAGAGAGAUUCAGAACCUAAAAGAAUAUUUUAACGCAAGUGAUGCGGACGUCGCUGAUGGGAAGCCUCUUUUCUCGGACAUCUUGAGGAACUGGAGCCAUGAGACUGACAGAAAGGUGAUUCAGAGCCAGAUCGUGUCCUUCUACUUGAAAAUGUUUGAACACUUUGAAGGCAACCAGCUCAUCCGAAAGAGCAUGAAAACCAUCAAGGAAGAGCUCUUUGUGAAUUUCUUCAAUAGCAGCAGCACCAAACAAGAAGACUUCCUAAGGCUGAUUAAAACUCCGGUGAAUGAUCAGAAAGUUCAGCGCAAAGCGAUAAAUGAGCUCCUCAGAGUCAUAAAUGACCUUUCACCCCCAUCUUUCACACUAAGGAAGCGCAAGAGGAGCCAGGGUCUGUUCCAAGCCCGGAGAGCAUCAGCAUACCGGAGAGCAUCAGAAUAA
Molecule: messenger RNA, 522 nt
Organism: Echinops telfairi (small Madagascar hedgehog)
Lineage: Eukaryota; Metazoa; Chordata; Mammalia; Afrosoricida; Tenrecidae
Gene: IFNG
Product: interferon gamma
Exons: 4
Coding region: 1-522 (173 amino acids)
Biological process (GO): immune response
Cellular component (GO): extracellular region
Molecular function (GO): type II interferon receptor binding
Source: RefSeq, a predicted model, not a curated record